GUUGGUUCCUGUGGCGCUAGGUGGGCUGGGAGAGAGAGGCUUGUGGGAGUGUCUAUUCUAAUAAAAUAUGGUGUGCAGAUUUACACAAACCAUCAUGAAGCUGAAGAAAGAAAAUUGUUGUCUUCAGUUGAUUGUUACAGUGUUACUAUAGAUUGGGCAGAGAAUGGGAGACAAAAGUGGAGUCAAACCAGUUCUACUCCAAGAUUGUAACCUAAGGACUGUCCACAGAGGGUUUGCCUUCCAUCUACUGAGGAUAUACCAGGAAAGUGUUCUAACAUUUUGGAGGACCUUCAGCUCUCACUGCAGACUCUGCUGGUUCACUGAUCUUUCAGGAUGUAAGUUGAAAUAUCCCCUCUUCAGCCAGACAAAACUUUUCUCUGUCCACCUCUGUUUCCAGCCUCUUCGUCUGCUUCCCCCAGCUCUGAAGAAAAUUCUGUUUGUCCUGCCUAGACUCACUCAUGUGGCCCUUGGCAGCUCAACUGGAUGGGCUGGGUCUCUGUCUGGCCUGUCCUACCAGUCUUCUUCACAAUAUGGUGGUGUCAAGAUUCCAAGACCAUCCCCCAGUGUAGGUAUUAAGAGUCUGCUCUUACCACAUUUACUGAUGUCCAUUGACCAAAGCAAGUCAUUUGGCCAAGCUCAGAGAAAGUGUAGGAUGCUUGGAGUUGUGAUUCAUGGAGAGGCAAUUAUUCCAAUAAUCUACCACACUGAGUAUCUUUAUAGCAUACUUAAAAUUAUAUCACAUAUACUUCUAAGGCUGAGGAUAUGCUUAAUUAGCUACACAGAGCCUUGAGGAUUCUGACGACUUAUUGAUGGAUAUACAGCAAAAGAAUAUAUAAAGUUUGGUUUAGAGAUAUAUACAUACAUUUAAGUGCUUCUCUGAAUUUAUAAAGAAACUACAUUUUAAAUAUUUCUCAUCUAUUGAUUCUACAUGCCUUUGGAUGCCCACCACACGUUCACCUGUAGCUACUGAAUCAGAUGCUCAAGCCUUUCCUUUAUUUCAUUUUUCCUCAAAUUCUAAGUGCCUAGAAGGACUGCUCAUAUAUCCUGGUUUUUAUUCAGCAAUUAAUAUUCAACAACUCUCCAUUCACCACUGUAAGCUGGCCAAUUCAUAGUACCUAGACUGCAUGUUCUGGACAAGCACAGAUCCGAAUCCAUAUAAAUUCCUAGGGCAGUUUAUUAUGAUUCUUAAAAAGUAGAGAUUCCAAAGCAUCUUUUUAAGGUAUUGGCAUAGAAAAGGGUAUAGGACUUAAAAUUAGAAAACAUGAGCUUCAGCUUUAUCACUGACCAUCAAGUCACUUAAUCUCUCAGCAAUUUAGUUUCCUAAUCUAGAAAAAGAAAGCAAUAAUAAUAGUAGGUACUUUAUAACCUUAUUUGGAAGAUUAAAUGAUAUGAUUUAAUGAAGGGCUGUGCAGAAUUAUACAAAUGUAUUACAGGCCUGCAGUGCCUUACCAGAAACCACUGAGGUCAUUUUCAGAAUUUAGACUUAUUUAAAUUUUAGACAGGUAAUACAAAGUAUAUUUUGUUUAUUAAAUAACAUUCCUACCAUAGUGUAGGAUAGUACCCUAUACCAAACACAUUAAUAUAUCUGCAGCAAAACAUUUAAGUGGAGUGAAUUAAGACUAUAAGUUUACAAAGGCUUUUAGUUUAAGAGCUUUUGUAUCUCAGAACUGCAGAUAAGGGAUUGUGGGUUUCUAUUUUAUGUUUUUAAUAAGUUUAGGCCAUUUUUAAGUUUUAAAAAAUGGUACAAAACCUUUAAUAGUUAAGAUUGGCUUUAUAUAGUUAUAGAUGACUCAUACCUUUGUUUUUAUAAUUUUCUUUCCU
Leopardus geoffroyi (Geoffroy's cat) is the source of this 1821-nucleotide messenger RNA. RefSeq lists its product as uncharacterized. The transcript is spliced from 6 exons. Bases 164 to 790 code for a protein of 208 amino acids. Lineage: Eukaryota; Metazoa; Chordata; Mammalia; Carnivora; Felidae. The record is from RefSeq and is a predicted model, not a curated record.